This is a messenger RNA of Seminavis robusta, 4543 nucleotides long. NCBI's taxonomy places the organism in Eukaryota, Bacillariophyta, Bacillariophyceae, Naviculales, Naviculaceae. The record is from the annotation of a GenBank genome assembly.
CCAAUGCGAUCUCAUUAUUCGUGUCCUCUACCGCCACAUUCUAGCUAGCUAAUACUGCUACCAUUUUAUAAUAGCUAGCUAGAGAUAAAAAGACGAUGGAGUCAACUGCUCGUGUUUCUUAUAAGCUGGAAGACAACGAAGACUUGGAUCCUCAAGAACUGAACGACCAGGCACUGCAGCGAAUUAGUCAAAAUCACGAAGAAUUGCUCGAAUUUGUGGAAUUAUGUUCCAAAUUUGCGCAAAAAAGUUGGAUCUACGACCUCAGCGAGACUCUGCGGCUGACUAGACUACAAGGCAAAGCGGAAUACAUGCUCCAAUAUGUCGUCGAAGACAACUUCCUAGCAGACCCUGCUGGUCAUUCCUACGGAGCCGUCAGUUGCGAUUUCCAAGUCAAGGAAACAACACUUAGUCACGACUACGACUUGAAAGCGCUCAAGUCACGUGUCGUGGAAAUGUUUGAGUGGUACGAGAACGAGGAAAUCAGACAAAAGUUCCUUUCGCCCUACUUUCCUCUCAUACAAUCCAGUGGAAUGGGAAAAACCAAGCUACUCUAUGAACUCAAACAGUACUUUACUUUGGAUGAUAAGUCAUAUCACGUUGUCCUGGUACUCUGUUCCAGUGGAGAACUCGAGGGAGAUAUGAGCCAAACCUACAAUGAAGCCGUGGAAAUGGAGGAAUGCAUGAAACGAGAGCCAGAUCCAAAAAUGAAAUACAGAGAAGUGGAAAAAGAACUUGAACAGCUAUGCAAACGUCACAACAAUAAACCCACCGUUCUGCUAUUUGACGAAGCACAGAAUAUACUCGUGGGAAAAGACAAUCACUUGUUCAACUGCAUUCAAUGGUGGCUUGCCAAGAAAAACAAACAACCACUCAAAGUUGUCGCUGUUUUCGCCGGAUCCACACUACAAUUUGCACACAUUGAACGAGAACCGCCAGAAUCAAAGCAUUGGGGAGAAUACUGGAUGGACGGAUCUGAACGGUAUCCACCUUUUUUUCAGCUUCAUACCAUGGGGUGUUUACUCAAAAAACACCGACAAAACAAAGCCGACAAUACUGAAUUUGAUGAAUCGGUGGCAUACGGAAGACCCCUCUUUGCAAAAAUGGGAGAACGACGAUUGCUUCACGACGAAUCACAAGUCGACAUUCUGAAACGACUCGUUUUGUCACACGAGGAGGAUUGGCGGAAACGCGCGGACUCGUGUUUCAGCGUCCUGGCCACACGAGUCCAAAUGGGACAAACCAGUUUCAAUAUUGCCUCGGAACUCGUGUCGAGAGGAUAUGCCGUGCUGCAAAAUCUCGACAUGGAACAACGAGUAGCCGAAAUUUGUCAUUUGCCCGAUCCCGUCUGUGCUCGAUUGGCCAUGUGCUUGAUGAAGGAGGAUUAUACAACCGCAGGUGCACCAGAUUUGCAUGGAUACAAUCGGAAAUUUUGGGCCGACAAAAUGGCCGAAAUCUUUUCCGAGCAAACCUGUGUGCCUUCGGCGGGGGAUGUGGGAGAAGUUUUCUGUGCACUCUAUUUGCUUUUCUGCGGGGACAUUUUAAGAUUUCAAAACAAAGACGACAAAGAAUGCAAACACUUCUCCGUUUCGCUUUGCAAUUGGAUACACUUGCUCAUUGCCGGGGGUGGCCCUGGGAGGACCAACGCCGGCGGCGAAGGGGAAGACGGAGAACACAAUGAAGAGGAUGAGGGGGGCAAUGAUGAGCAAGAUCAGGCUACUACUCCGCGUGAUGGUGAUUUUGUCUUUGAACCUCCCGCACAAACCAUUGAUGCUUCCGUUUGUUUCAUUCAACUCACGCAAAACUACCUACGCUUCAACGAAUCGAUGCACGCAUGGACACAACAACAUUUCCUGGAACAUCUCUACAAGUCACGGUCCGCCUUUUACGUAUUCGAGGACUGUUCUGUGUUUGAUAUUUUUGGUUCCAUUCGAAUCAACAGCAGCACACCUACGUAUGUGCCUCUCCUCAUAUCAGUCGUCAAUCUACCCAAAUUCUCGCCUUCCGAAGCAACCAGUUCCUGUUGUGCAAUGGAAAUGAUGCUGACUAAGGCACGGUGCUAUGGAGGACUAUGUAUUCUACUGGUCCUGGGACGGACCGUUCAUUCAGAAUUUGACGAAGAACUGGUCUUGACUAAUGAGGAUCUCGAACUUAUCCCCAACGAGAUUGUAGCCAAAGUCAUUGAAAUUCCAACUGACGACGCAUUUGGCCUUACCAAGAAAUUCUGGAGUGUCACCUCGAGCGAUACCGAGUUUUCGGAAGUAUUUGGAUCCCAUUCCUUCUUGGCAUGGCACCAAGAGGACGAUAUCGAAUCGGCCGAGUUUUUGCGAAGGGGCAAACGGACAGAAAAUGCUAAUGGCUCGGAUCAUCCGCUCCACUAUCUGAAUGAAUUGCGGCGAGCUGUUGGUUUCACCCCUCCAAAAGGCAGCUAGAGACUGCGAGGAAUGUGAUGAAAUGGAAAGGGAAAGGGAUUUGCGAUGUUUUUAUGAGCUGCAGAUUGGUGUUAUUGGGCUGUUUUUAGUUUCAACCGUCGUUGGUUCCUCGAUACUUGCGGGUUACUAUACUUGCGGCCCUUGGAACUCCAAUUACAAAUCAUGUCUCGGCGACCGAUGACGACAGUGACGUGAGCGCGGGUCAGAAUUGACGACGUAGUGUUGAAGAGACGUGGGCACACUGGAGUUUUGCAUGUGAUGAUGCCGUACGAGAAUAUUUUUUUGCUGGUUUGGCGCACGGAUGGCACCAUGCAUUCACCGUGAGAGGCUACACCCUGAGAUGCGUGAUCCACUUGAACGAGCAGGUUAGUGGCUCGUGCAGCAAAGAUGGCGGUUUACGACCUGCAGAUCCGAUUUUGGGACGAUUUUCGCGAGCUGUGAUAUGGCAUACUUGCAACACGAACAGGGAUCGAUGCUAACUUAAAGACGAGGAAUGUUACCUUCUAGAAACUUCAAGAAAACCAGCCCCUGCAAUUGACUGGCCGCCAUGAAUCAAAAGCGCAGAAAGAAAAUCCGGAGAUGCCCAGCACGAAUCCCUUCCAGCAGCAUGGACAAACUCCGCACCAAGAAUCAACCUCAAUCCAACGACGUACGUACCGUCCGGUACAGUCAUCGCUGCCCUGGAGAAAUCCUGAUCCAUACGACCAAAAAUCCUGAUCCAUACGACCAAAAUGGACCAGAAGAAACAACCCACAAUGGAAGCACUCGAUCCUUGCAUAGCUCUGGUGCCUGGAACUUCUGAUUGAGUGUUUCGAGUUUUGCCGAACACCGUAUCAGACAACUCUGCUUGUCUCUCUACACACAACAACCCACCACGAAAGCUCCUUUCCCGAGCAGGAUUCCAAUACCAGCUACUCAUUGGAAAGAAUGCCACUCUUUCGAGCCAUGCAUCCAAGGGUGGGGCUUCCGUGCGCGCCACUCGUGUGCUGAUCUGAACUGGAUGUAGAUCAAAUGGACUGGGUUUGCUGGAUCUGAAGCAACCGUUUCCCUCAAGAAUAUCGCAUAGAUCCAAAGAACGAUACACCACACGAGAGACACAAGAUGAUCGAGCCUCGUUAUUCCAAUCUUCCGCCUUCCUUCUUCUCUCGUUGCGACUAUGCCCGCCAGUACCAAGGAUAGGAAACCUACGCGAGUGUUACCAAGAAGAAUUCCACAAGCCAUGCAUAUCUCGACAACACACAAGAAGCUAUAGAGCCUACCAACAAGAAUGAUGAAUCCGUGGGUGGACCUUAGACACGAAUUUGGUUUGGUGGACGAAAAACAGAGCUUGCCUCCGUUUUCUCGGGUCUGGCGUGAUAUCUAUGUAUGCUUGGUGCCACGAACGCUCGUCUCCACGAGGAAACUGCAUUCAUCGGUGACUGAUGAAGCGGCUCAGCUUUGGACAGCGUCUUACCCUACAAAUUUCCCAACGACUGAACCAUUCACCGUGGUCUGUUGUUGCGUUGUAUGGUAUACAUCUCAAUAGUUGGAUCAUGCCGCUGCCUCGCCCUGAUCAGCAAAGGCGUGCAAAAAGAGACAGAACUGAUUCGAUUCGUUUGGCUCCCUCGAGCUCUCUAGCUAAAAGUCGCGGCCGAAAUUGCGUUUCUGAAACGUGACCAAAAGUCUGGAGCGCAUCGCGUUUGACUCGACGUCAUGAUAUUGUGUAGUAGUGCACACGCAGUCCUCAGUAAUUGCGCUGUGCAUCAAUGGACUCUUUUUUUGAGCUUGUGCCGCACAAGAAGCUCGAUAGUACGGGAGCUCGAGUGGAAUUAAGGCAUUUCUUGGAACCAGCCCACGAUGACGAUUGGAUACCGUUCUUUGCUUAGUUUUCGGCAAGAAGAAAGACAAGCCGAAUUGAAAGAUAGAGAUACCACAGGUUGCCCCCCUCAAUCACCAUUACCUUGCUGCUAUGUGUACUGCAUGCUGGCACCGCACCUGUGCCCCAUUGGCAACGACACUUUGCUUACAGACAUAGACGUGACCAUGCACAUAAUAUUUGAUUAAAGGACCUCUUACUUGUCUUGACCCCUCCGAAAGUAUCGAUGUUGGUGACAUUGUCUAGCUAGCUAAAGAUA